This is a messenger RNA of Oreochromis niloticus (Nile tilapia), 2987 nucleotides long. It is a transcript of the gene sim2, whose product is annotated as SIM bHLH transcription factor 2. The transcript has 11 exons. Lineage: Eukaryota; Metazoa; Chordata; Actinopteri; Cichliformes; Cichlidae. The record is from RefSeq and is a predicted model, not a curated record. The coding region runs from base 459 to 2621 and encodes 720 amino acids. Gene Ontology annotation, cellular component: nucleus; transcription regulator complex; cytoplasm. Gene Ontology annotation, biological process: regulation of transcription by RNA polymerase II. Gene Ontology annotation, molecular function: DNA-binding transcription factor activity, RNA polymerase II-specific; protein dimerization activity; RNA polymerase II transcription regulatory region sequence-specific DNA binding.
ACUUAUACGGGUUUUACUGCAGAGCUACAGGAAAAAUAGGAACAGACACACACGCACACACACACACACGCACACACACACACACACUCACAGAGAGCAGCGGGCGGAGAGACAGACAGGUCUGCUGUCUAUGUUCUGAUGUGAUUGUGCUUGAAUAGUUGUAGGGCUGUUGCUCAGAGGGCCGUGGAAACCGCGUGAAGUGGACGUGGCAUUCGCGAGUUUGGACUGCAGCUUGUGUAGGCGCGUGCCGUGGCACAGGUGAGAGUGGAAAGUUGACAGGGCUGGGAGUUGAGCUGCUGCUGCUGAUACGGGCACAGGAGGCCCGGGACUCUCGGACCUCUCCGGCACUCAGCACAUCGCACUGCUGCGACACACAGCAAGUCGUUCUCACGGAAACGCCGUGUUUCUGACUCGUCGCGUGUUUUCAUGCAAGCAGCGUUUAACUGAAAGUUCUUCAAAUGAAGGAAAAAUCAAAGAAUGCUGCGAAAAAGCGCAGAGAGAAAGAGAACGGAGAGUUUUAUGAGCUGGCCAAGCUGCUGCCUCUGCCGGCGGCCAUCACCUCCCAGCUGGACAAGGCCUCCAUCAUCCGACUGACGAGCAGCUACCUCAGGAUGCGGAGCAUUCUCCCCGACGGUCUGGGUGAUGGAUGGGGGCAGUCAACAAGGUUCAGUCCUCUGGACAGCAUGGCAAAGGAGCUGGGUACCCACCUUUUACAAACUCUAGAUGGGUUUGUUUUUGUUGUUGCGUCAGAUGGGAAAAUCAUGUACAUUUCAGAAACGGCAUCAGUGCACCUUGGUCUGUCACAGGUGGAGCUAACAGGAAACAGUAUAUUUGAAUACAUCCACCCAUCAGACCAUGAUGAGAUGACAGCAGUGCUGAGUCUCCACCAGGCCCCACAGCAUCACUUCUUGCCAGAGUAUGAAAUUGAGCGGUCCUUCUUCUUGAGGAUGAAGUGUGUUCUUGCCAAACGAAAUGCAGGGCUGACAUGUGGAGGAUAUAAGGUCAUCCACUGCAGUGGCUACCUGAAAGUGCGUCAGUACAUGGUGGACAUGGUGCUCUAUGAAUCAUGCUAUCAGACUGUGGGCCUGGUAGCAGUUGGACACUCCCUGCCUCCCAGUGGUAUCACUGAGAUCAAACUCCAUAGUAACAUGUUCAUGUUCAGAGCCAGCCUGGACUUUAAGCUCAUCUUUUUGGACAUGAGGGUGGCAGAGCUGACAGGCUACGAGCCCCAGGACCUGAUAGACAAGACUCUUUACCACCAUGUUCAUGCCUGUGACAUUUUCCAUCUACGAUACGCUCAUCAUUUAUUGCUGGUGAAGGGUCAGGUCACCACCAAGUAUUACCGCUUGCUAUCAAAGCAUGGAGGUUGGGUGUGGGUGCAGAGUUAUGCCACCAUUGUCCACAACAGCCGUUCAUCCAGACCUCACUGUAUUGUCAGUGUGAACUACGUCCUCACUGACAUUGAAAGAAAGGAACUGCAGUUAUCUGAAGAUCAGAGUCAAGCCACUAAGUGUGGUGUAAGUCUCACUUCAUCUCAGGACCACAGCAGACAAUUCAGAAGCAAAGCAGUCAAGAUGAAGACCAAACUAAGAGAAGCUCCCUAUCUUGAGAAGGCUCCUCGCCUCUUCCAGCCGGACCUCUCAUACUGCUCGUCACAAAAGGGGAUGUUGAAAGACAGAUCCCUGUACCCAGUGACCCCUUGCAGGGAGACGAGCUCCAACCUGAGACCUGAAGGAGUUCAGGUGUCCUGCAGCCCCACUUACAAUCUGACUCUCCAUUACCCAUCCCAUCAUCAGCAUCUGAACGUUCAGAGCCAGCUGCCCAGCUCAGUUCCCUCCUCUCAGCUAUCUCAACAAAUAAUCGGCUCCCUGCAUAGUAAAGGGGCUGAUGGAUGGAACAUCAGCAACUCCACAGCAGCCAACAAAUACAAAGGGCCUGUACUGGCAGCUGACCGUAGGUACCAGGAUGAUUGUUCCAGUGGAAUGAACCCUCUUUCAAACAGCAGGCUGAAGGACGAAUUCUGUGAACAUUACACACUUGUCCAUACCAAAGUUUGUCCACAUGCCCAGCCUCAUGCCGCAAAGGGGAGUAAAGCUUUAAACCAGGACAUGCAAUAUUAUGCAAAAGGUGACAGGGCCCUGGCUUGCCCUGUGCUCAGCAGCCUGGUACUUGGUAAAGGUGAGCAUGGUGGCCUGUUGCAUGGCAUAAGCCAGUCGCUUCCUGUGCAGAUAGUGCUUGAGCAGAAGAAGAUGCUCUGUAUGAUGGAGACCCCUUACAGUCAUGUUGCUGCAGAAUAUCAUCAACCUGCUGACGACCAGCAGCAGUUUGGAGCUGCCACGGAGCCACAGUCCAGAUCUGCAGAGGACAUGCGAAUGCUGACAGGUAUAGGGGCUCCAUAUAUGUCUUUAAACUUUCAUCAAGUCUUGGGCAAACCUGGUCCUAUUAAGGCCUCCCCUGUUGCCUCACUGAGCAAUAUAACAGAUGGCCAUUGUUACCAAGGUAAAGAGAUGGUGUCUUACAACUGUACCAGCCAGAGUCCCAGCUCCAGCUCAUCUCCUGAGAGCCACAGAGAGACCCCACACUGCACUGGCACAUCUGUCAUCAUCACAAAUGAGAGGUGACCCAGAAAGAGAAGCAGGCUUUAUCUGUGUCUGCAGACAUAGCUCUGACACUGCAGCUGAAAGCUGUUUUUCUUCCAUCAUGUUAAAACAGAAGGUUUAGAACUUUUCUGUAAAGCAUAUGUAGUAAUGCAGCGUUUGAAAGUGUUUUAUUUACUUUCUACUGAAUGUUAUUUGAUCUUAACCUAAAGACUUAAAGACGGAAUAAUGUCUGAAUCCUGUGAUCAGAAUAUUUGAAAUGCAAAUAUUACUACUGUUACUUCAGUCAUUUCAUAGCAGGAGUGUUUGUCCAUGUGUCACUUCCAUGGGAAUAUGUCUGUGAAGGUUCUCAGUCAUCCAGGUCAUCGUAGUCUACGGAGCUCGGAAAGA